AUGGCGGCCAAUUAUUGGACCUCGACUCAACGGAGGUACUGGACCUUCACGCCCGAAAAGUUGACCGAAAUUCGUGAUGACGUGGAAAAGCAAAACGCGAAACUGAUCGAGCAAUACCCAUAUCCGGAUCGGAGACUUAUGUUCAUCUUCCUCAGGGAUCGACUCCUACAACUGGCGAAACGACAGCCAUUUCGCCAGCAAUGUGUGGCCACUGCCAUGGUAUACUUGCAGCGGUAUUUUCUAUCGACGCCGAUGCAGAACGUUAAUUUGUAUCUUCUUGUGGCAACGGCGUUCUAUCUCGCUUCCAAGACCGAAGAGUCUCCGCACCAUAUUCGACUUGUGGCUGCGGAAGCACGUCAGUCUUGGCCGGAGUUUGUUCCAGGAGACGUAUCCAGACUGGGCGAGAUGGAAUUCUGUCUCAUCUCCGAGAUGCGAUCGCAGUUGAUCAUCUGGCAUCCAUAUCGUUCCCUGAUCGCGUUGAAGGAAAACCAGGAUCUGAAAUUAUCCAACGACGAACUUGGCCUUGCUUGGUCCAUCAUUAACGACAGCUACAUGACUGAUUUGCCCUUAACUUGCCCUCCGCAUCUCAUUGCCAUUAUUGCCAUGUUUCUCGCCGUUGUCUUUCUCCCGACGGCCAAGGCAGCGGGUACGCUACGGCCUCUCACUCAUGACACCAUCGCCAAUCCGGACUCGGGUCCAUUUUCUUCCCUCGGAGGUCGCCCCAGCCUCACUAGCCCCUUCAACAGCGUGGUUGGGAAUUUGCAAAUGCCAAGUCAAACGAGUGGCCAGAGCAAUGGAAACACCAAUGGCAGAGCUCGUAUGCCGUCUAGUGAGUCAGGUGGACAGCCACUUGACAAAGGGAAGGCCAUAGCGGCUGCCACGGAGUCUGAGAAGAUGCAAAAUACCAUCAAGUUCCUCGUUGAGUCCGGUAUCGACAUUGAACAAAUGAUUGAGGGGACCCAAGAAAUGAUUUGUCUGUACGACAUUUGGGAACAGUACAACGAAAAAUCCGUGAAGGAAGUGGUUGCUCGAUGCCUGAAAAGCCGAGGUUUGGACAGCUGA
Molecule: messenger RNA, 1062 nt
Organism: Rhinocladiella mackenziei CBS 650.93
Lineage: Eukaryota; Fungi; Ascomycota; Eurotiomycetes; Chaetothyriales; Herpotrichiellaceae
Exons: 1
Coding region: 1-1062 (353 amino acids)
Biological process (GO): positive regulation of transcription by RNA polymerase II
Cellular component (GO): mediator complex; nucleus
Molecular function (GO): cyclin-dependent protein serine/threonine kinase regulator activity
Source: RefSeq, a predicted model, not a curated record